ACCGCUACACCUCUCCAGCCUUCUCCAGCCUUCUCCUUCACUGCUUCAUCUCUCUUUCGACUCGUUUAACAUGCUGUCUUUCAGAAAUGGUCCCUGCGCGCGUGCACUCUGCUUCUUUCUUUUCACUGUUAUUUCACUGCUGUAGUUUUCAGGUUCAUUUGUGUCUGUAAAGUCGUGACUUGAGGUGUCACUGCGGUUUAUGGGUACCGGUGUUUGUCGGGUAAAUAAGCAGAAUUGUUAGUGCACUCAGAAUAUUGACUUUUGUACGUUUUUGGUUCCAUCACUUUCUUUAGGAGUCGUUCUUUUCCUCCAUGCUGGACUCCUCUUUGUCUCCUCAGACUACCUUUGUUAUACCUCUGGAGUGAUCUGAGCACUGAUAGAGCUGAUAGAAGAGCUUCAGAAAGAGCUGAAGUCAUAUCUCAUCUCACUGUUUCCUUUGUACUCUGCUGAACAGGAAUGAUUCCUUGUUAAUUCAAUUAUGCCUUCUUUCCUGGUUUUGGUUUAGGAAACACAACACAACACAACACAGCACAGCACAGCAUGUUGGAGAGACUCUUGACGUGGUGACAACUGGCCCGAAGAGGAGCUUUUUGGAAUAAAAUACCAACAGAAGCCCUUUCAGAUGAUGACGUGAUGAAUUUUAAACGUGUAUAUGUUUAGUAGCCUGUGAUACACGGGGGGGAAAGCCAAUGCCUGGACACUGCUUUAGAUAUGACUAAAAUGUUUUUAAAAUUAUUCAUUUAAACGUGUCCACUUUUCUUGUUAAGACAGGAGGUUUGUUUGUGCAAACAUCUUUGCAUGUAGAUCAUGCGUGAAGAUUUAUUGAUUCUGAGCUGUUUGUGCUGUCAGGGCUGUAGAUCACUUUCCAGCCUUGUGCACUUUCUUCAGGCUUUAAAUCCUAAACCUGAAUUACGCCUUUGAUUAUUCAGGCUCUGAGUUCGGUUAAAAUGACUUCAUCAGAUAAUGAUGAGACUGGGAGUGACGUGUCAGAGUCUCUGGAAGUCACCAAUUUCCAAAGCCAAUAUGGCGACUCGGGGAGUUACUACAAAUCCAAAAGUUUACCAGUUCUCAACGGAGGCUGUCCAGCAGCUGACAAGGCUUUGGAACCGAAACUUCCAUCUACAUUCACUUCAAUCCAUACAGACCGAGUUGUAUUUAGUGGGAUGCAGGGAAAAAGUGACUCCAGCCAGCUGGACUCUCCGACCCAAACUGACUUCUCACCCUCCAGCAUGUCCAGCAUGGUGGGUCUAAGCGGCUCUACGCGACCCAACGGCAACAGGGCUGGAGGCAAAAAAAUAGGCUUCUCUUUAGCAAGGAUUGUGGGAUUCCCAGCGAGGAAGUACGUCAGGGUGAUUCUGGCGGACUCGAGGUGUUUCCUGUUCUGUAUGUGCUACCUGACGUUCAUCCAGUCGCUGAUGGUUUCAGGUUAUCUGAGCAGUGUGAUCACCACCAUCGAGAAGCGGUACAGCCUGAGGAGCUCUGAGUCAGGUCUGUUGGUGAGCUGCUUCGAUAUUGGAAGCCUGCUUGUUGUGGUCUUCAUCAGCUACUUUGGGGGUCGGGGGCAAAGGCCGCGCUGGUUGGCCGUUGGUGGGGUUUUCAUAGCUGUAGGGGCAGCUCUGUUCUCCCUUCCCCACUUCAUCUCACCCUCGUACCAGAUCCAGGAAGUGAACUCGUCUACAGGAAACGAGGGCCUCUGCUUGAAUGGGAAUGCCAGCAGCAGAGACGGCUUGGGCGUUGCGUCGUGCCCACGGGACCAGGAGGGCAAGGAGCAUUCCAUCUACGUAGCACUUUUCAUCUGCGCCCAGAUUCUGGUGGGAAUGGGUUCCACACCUAUCUACACCCUCGGCCCGACCUACCUGGACGACAACGUGAAGAAGGAGAAUGCCUCGCUUUACCUUGCUAUCAUGUAUGUGAUGGGCGCUCUGGGUCCUGCGGCUGGGUAUCUCUUAGGAGGAGUUCUCAUCGGCUUUUAUGUGGAUCCCAAAACCAUAGUUAAUAUUGAUCAGAGUGACCCUCGCUUUGUAGGCAACUGGUGGAGCGGCUUUUUGCUGUGCGCCAUUGCCAUGCUGCUGGUCAUUUUCCCCAUGUUCACCUUCCCCAAGAAACUACCCCCUCGCCACAAAAAGAAGAAGAAGAAAAAGCUUGGGACUGAUGAUGAUGCAACCAGUGAGGAUGAUGUCAUGAAGGAGAAAUCCAACAGCAAAGGUCAAACGGUGACCUCUUCCAUGGGCUUUGGGAAGGACAUCAAAGAGCUCCCCAAGGCGGCCGUGAGGAUCCUGAGCAACAUGACCUUCCUGUUUGUGAGUCUCUCCUACACGGCCGAGAGUGCCAUCGUCACCGCUUUCAUCACCUUCAUCCCCAAAUUCAUCGAGUCGCAGUUCGGGAUCCCCGCCUCCAACGCCAGCAUCUACACAGGAGUGAUUAUCGUACCCAGUGCUGGUGUGGGCAUCGUGCUGGGCGGCUACAUCAUCAAGAAGCUGAAGCUCGGCGCUCGUGAGUCGGCCAAGCUGGCGAUGAUCUGCAGCGGAGUGUCACUGCUGUGCUUUUCCACGCUCUUCAUCGUGGGCUGUGAGAGCAUCAACCUGGGGGGCAUCAACAUCCCAUAUACCACAGGGCCAACUCUGACGCUGACUCACAGGAACCUGACAGGCAGCUGCAACGUGAACUGUGGCUGUAAGAUAAACGAGUAUGCACCAGUCUGUGGCUCUGAUGGCAUCACCUACUUUAACCCCUGCCUGGCAGGCUGCAGUGCGGUCGGCAACGACAGCACUGGGAUCAGAAACUACACGGACUGUGCGUGUGUGCAGAGCCGGCAGGUCAUCACUCCUCCCGCCGGUGGCCAAGGCAGUCAGCUCCAGCUGGUCAUCGUGAAGACCUACCUGAACGAGAAUGGUUUCGCCGUGUCUGGGAAGUGUGACCGCACCUGCAACACGCUCAUCCCCUUCCUCAUCUUCCUCUUCAUCGUAACACUCAUCACUGCCUGUGCGCAGCCCUCCGCCAUCAUCGUCACUCUCAGGUCAGUAGAGGAGCAGGAGAGGCCGUUUGCUUUAGGAAUGCAGUUCGUGUUGCUGAGAACACUCGCCUAUAUACCCACGCCCAUCUACUUCGGUGCUGUGAUCGACACCACGUGCAUGUUGUGGCAGCAGGACUGCGGUGUGCACGGCUCGUGCUGGGAGUACGACGUCACGUCGUUCCGCUUCGUCUACUUCGGCCUGGCCGCCAGCCUCAAGUUUGUUGGCUUCGUCUUCAUCUUCCUCACCUGGUACUCCAUCAAAUGCAAGGAGGAUCGGCUGGAACGCCGGCGCCUGAGCCUCCCUCCGCUCGGCACAGUGAGCGAGCUUGUGUGUCAGGCAGGUGCCCGCAAGUGCCACGCACGUACUCGCUCAUGCCCAGCGUUUACGCUCGAUCCAACACCUCUUCACCACGGCCACAGCAGCCAGAGCUGCCCGGGAAACGCGCUCAAAGCAAUAACGCCCCCAGUGCGCCCCGUGCAGGAGGUCCGCGCCCUCGUCUGAGGUCUAACUCCAUCCUCUCCACGUGCCUUCCUUGAUUGGGCGCAAACCUUUUCAAAGUUCAGCUGACGCCCUGCUGAGUAUCACAGCUGUUUUUAAGGUUCUCAUCAGCGCAUAUCUUCAAAAAAAUUUACAUAUUUGUCAAAGCGUGCAUUGUACAUUGUAAAAGACAUCACAUGGUGCUAAGUGGGUUUGGGGGGUAGGGGUGGGGGGUCAUUCCUGUUCAGUAUCAUGUCUUUGAUAUCAAAAUGACUAUCAAAACUUCACCACAAGCACAACUGGGAAUCUGUUCUAUGCAAGCUCUGCCGCUAUGCCCCUCUGUGUAUUGCUUUCUAUUGAGUAUCUCUGAAUUCAGCCCGCAUUCGACAUGAGAGGCGACCAUCUCUCCUGUCCUCACUCUAUUUCUCUCUCCUGCUGUCUCUCUUUGAAAGUCCCUUUGGACGUUAGGCCAGUAUGGAGGAUAGAGUGGCUGUCUAGGUUGCUGGAAUUUUCUGGAACUUUCCGGCAACAUGGUCCCUCAGGGUUCAGUGCUGUGGCCUAUUAAAGUUCUGUGAAAUAUGAGCAAGGGUCAGAGGAACAGUUAAAAUACAUCAUGAGAGAACUCUUAUCAUUCCUUAUCAUCCCCAUCAUCAUCAUGAUCAUUAUCCCUAGAGUGAUCAGUAUAGACGUAAUUCCAGAAUAAGAUUAAUGUGUAACAGUAAGCAGAUAGAAUAAAAAUUGAACACAAAACAACAUCCUUUGAGCGAGAUUUGAGAGAGAUGUGCUGCUCGAUUCCUCUGGUUCCGGUCCUCACAGACCCGUCUCUGCUUUAGCGGUUUAAUGUCUGAUCUGACGGCGCAUGGUUCAAUCCCAGCAGGCCUGGCCAUUGCUCUCACACUCCUUCCCUCGUUGCUGACAGAAAUCAGCCUGAGCACUUAAACGCAAUAGUGUUACUAAACCGGCAGCAGCACAUGGAGCAUAUUUUGAUACUAAUGAGAAAUUUUGGUGGUAUUGAUAUGUCCUCAGAAUGUUGUAGGCGUCACCACAUCUAGCACUUGUAGAUGUAUAUUCGCAGUUCUCAUGCAGUUAGAAAUAGUCUCUGAUCAUUUCAAGAGAUCGGUAUGCUAAUCUCUAUAACAAGCCAACAGGUAUUACAGUAAAUGCCUACGAAGAAUAUAAACCUCUAUCCUCUGAUGCUGCAUCAUUUUGCAUAAUAUAAUGUAGUUCAUUAGGCAUUUAGGAUGGGUAGCACAGCAUGCUGGAAAUGAAACCUGUCCAAAUAUAAAUCUAAAUUUCAUCCAUGGAAUAAGAAAAAUUGAAUCUCUAUGUCUACUUAUACAUAUACUUGUUUUACUACUAAGAAUUUAUGAAUUAAAAUUUUGGCCAGUUCUACUGCAUUUUGAUGAAACCAUUGUUUGAGUAUAAUAUUGUCAAGAGAGACUUUAAAAAAAUUUACUAAAACAAUAGCAUCAUUAACACCUGACCUUGAAUCUUCACUUGCUGUUCAGUCUUCAGUCUCAACCACUGUACUUGAGAUCUUUGAAAUGCAAUUCUUCCUUAUUAUUAGUCAAAUUGUUUCACUGUAAAAUGAACAGAAUCAAAUGAGAAAUCUGUGACAGAUUUUUUUUUAAAGAUAUAUAAAUACCGGAUAUCAAACCAAACAAGUAUUCCCCAUCAGUGUUUUCACGUAUAGACGAUUUGUAACACAGGGCAGUCAUGACGUAACUGGGCAGUGUUGCAGUUUUGUUAUUUUGGGCUUGGAGCUCCUGCACAUUGGAUUUGAAAUAAAAAAAUUUGUUAAAGUUAGCUUUGAUUCAAGGAAAUGUCUGAAGACUUGAACAGUUACAGAGUCAAUCCCUUCAUAUCCAGUGUGUAGAAAACCAAAAUAACAAAAAUGCUUUCAGUGAAAAAGUACUCAAGGACUGUGCUGUGAAGUACAAAGAGGAUAUACUGCUAGUAAAUAGAUUUUUUGUCUAAAACUUAACAAAUUUAGAUUACCUUUUGAAAAAGAAACACAUAAUGAAGCAAAACUUUGUUUUCUGUGCCUAAAUUAUGUAAGUUAUAUGUGACAUUGUUAUAAUAUACAGCACAUAAAUUAUGUUGUUUUCUUUUUGCUUUGUAUUUUUUAUAUAUACUUUUAGGGGUGUUGACAUUUAACCUUUUCUUUGGUUUGAUUAGCCUCCAUCACCAAAAGGCCCUUACAUAUCUAUUAUUAUAAUUAUUGUUAUUUAUUAUUAUUAUUAUUAUUAUUAUUAUUAUAGAUGUAACUGUCUGACUAUGCCUCUGCUUUGUGAGGAAAGCUCGAGUGACCGUAUGAUAUUAAGGCAUGGUGUUUGGGGUCACAUUGCUUGCACUUUUCUUCUGCCUGCUGUGAUAAAUGAACUGGAGAUCUCUGUGCCACAGAAAACCUGUUCUCUAACUGGUACUAAUGCACAUCUCUGUGAUGCAACAUGACCUGAAAUCAGUGGCCACAUUGGUGUUUUUUUGUUUGUUUGUUUGUUUUUUUCUGAAAUGGUUCUGCUUUGGGGUGUUAAGCAGGCUACGCAGAUUCGAAGGUCAUCUCCACACCCGAGCCUCUCCACCCUCAGUGCUGUCAGCAUGUGUGAUGAUCAGUGUGAGGCACGAGAUGUCCUUAAUUUGCUCACGUGGAUUACUUCAGGUAGAUAUUUUACUUUUGUGGGGGUCAUUAUUUUUUAUCAGCAUAUUAUUGAUGUGUAUUUAUUGAAAUAAAAAGACAAAGCUGUAUUGGAAAGGUCAUGCUCCUGCUCUGCGUUCCUCAGGAACAGAAGUGAACACAUCAUGGCAACACUUUUGUUUACAGAUACCUUGAAUACUUGAUAAUUGUCAUUAAAAAAAGGAGAGAAAAAUAACUGUGUCUAUUUUGUGUGUGGAAGUAGAAUAAGCAGUUCGUGUAAGGAGUGAUGCACUUGAGGGUGUGCUGUUAGAGGAAAUUAAUCAACAACAGGGUGGUGUGAUGUGGUCUGACACGAAGUUGAAUAUUUUCCCACACAUCCUGAAGUGUUUUAUUCCUUUUAUACCACAGCAGUCUGCUAACAGUAAAAAGUUUUAAAUCAAAGAACAUCCUGUCUUACUUUUUAAGUGUUUAUGGUUACAUUUAAUGUUUUUUUUUUUUUUUAAAAGCCAAAAACCAGCUCCCGUUAUCACUUGUUAUAGCACCUAUAAACAGUCAUUCCCUCCCCAGCCUCUCUUUUUUCAUCCUUUUUUUUUCAGUUUUUCAUGUGACCAAGAAACCAGAAAGAUUUUC
This is a messenger RNA of Pangasianodon hypophthalmus (striped catfish), 6756 nucleotides long. Its product is annotated as solute carrier organic anion transporter family member 5A1. Gene Ontology annotation, molecular function: protein binding. Gene Ontology annotation, biological process: transmembrane transport; sodium-independent organic anion transport. The record is from RefSeq and is a predicted model, not a curated record. The coding region runs from base 948 to 3515 and encodes 855 amino acids. Gene Ontology annotation, cellular component: membrane. The transcript is spliced from 9 exons. Lineage: Eukaryota; Metazoa; Chordata; Actinopteri; Siluriformes; Pangasiidae.